AUGAAUUCAAAGAGACCUUUAAAGCCAUUUGCUUUCGGAUUUUCGCAGGGCUCAGCAGCCAAGUCCAAAUCAUUGCUUGAUCCGGAAGAACAAGCCGAAACUCAUAAAAAGCCAACGGCAUUGGAUUACUUUUCCGAUGAAGAUUCCCAACCAAAAAAACGAAAACUUGUAAAACUAGACGAUGACUUAGAUGAAGACUUUGAUAAACAAGAUGGAGCAAGUAAUUUAUCCAACGUUAAUGAAGAUUAUGUUGGUGAUCUAGAAGAUGAUAGACCUCCACCUCCUCGGACUUCAACCGGAAUUCGAGGAUUUGUGCCUCAGGGCUUUAGUUUUAACAAGAAUGUCACUAAUAUUCAUGAGAAUAUGCCUGAUAAUAAACUGGAUGUGCAAAAGGACGAUGAAAUUGACGAUCCUCUCGAUGCUUUUAUGCUUGAUAUUGAUAGCCAAGUUCAAAAAGAAAGUCAAAGCAAAUCUAUACAAGAAAAAAUUCGUAGAGAUGAUAUUGAAGAUGAAGACUUUGUUGAAAGUUAUGUAAAUCAUAUGAAGAAAAAAGGAAUUGAAGUCGGUAAAAGUCAACGACCAAUUGAAAAGGAUGAGAAUGUGAAUUCGGAUGAGGAAGUGUAUGCUACUGCGAAGGCUAUUGAUGCACAACUUGAAUACGACUCUGAUGAUAAUCCAGUUGUGGAACAAAAGCGCAAAGACAUUGAACCACUCCCAGCCGUUGGUAAAUAUGCGGCAGUACCCGUUGCAAUGUCCGGAAGAGACAUUAUUGGUAUUGCAAAAACAGGCUCCGGUAAAACUGCCGCUUUUAUUUGGCCCAUGUUGAUACAUAUCAUGGAUCAAGAAGAAUUACAUAAAGGCGAAGGGCCAAUUGGUUUAAUAUUAGCGCCGACAAGGGAAUUGGCCAGCCAGAUAUACAUUGAAGCCAAAAAAUUUGCAAAGAGUUACGUUGCAGCAGUUUAUGGAGGUGCUUCGAAAAUGGAUCAAUUCAAAGAACUCCGACCUGGUGGAAUAGAGAUAUUAGUGGGUACCCCGGAAUAUUCGAAUAUUCUCAUUUCCGAAUAUCAUAUAGCGUUAUUGUUUAGUGCUACAUUCCCCAAAAAAGUUGAGAUUCUAGCUCGCGAAGUGACCACUGAACCAGUAAGGAUUUCCAUUGGUAGCGUUGGCCAGGCGAAUACUGAUAUUACGCAAAGGAUAGAAAUUUUGACUGAUGAUGGAUACAAGUGGGGUGGAGCAUUACAUGGCGAUAUGAUGCAGGCCGAUCGUGACAAAGUAUUGAAAGAUUUUAAAAAUAACAAAUUUCCAAUCAUGGUUGCGACUGAUGUAGCUGGUGCGUAUGAGUUAGUGGAUUUUCUUAUUUUAUUAGUUUUUACUCCUCUAUUGAAAUUUAAUAAACAAUUUAGCAAGGGGACUUGA
This is a messenger RNA of Racocetra fulgida, 1416 nucleotides long. Lineage: Eukaryota; Fungi; Glomeromycota; Glomeromycetes; Diversisporales; Gigasporaceae. The record is from the annotation of a GenBank genome assembly.